Phragmites australis (common reed) is the source of this 5111-nucleotide messenger RNA. Its product is annotated as putative disease resistance RPP13-like protein 1. The record is from RefSeq and is a predicted model, not a curated record. The transcript has 3 exons. Gene Ontology annotation, biological process: defense response to other organism. The coding region runs from base 48 to 4412 and encodes 1454 amino acids. Gene Ontology annotation, molecular function: ADP binding. Lineage: Eukaryota; Viridiplantae; Streptophyta; Magnoliopsida; Poales; Poaceae.
CCCCAACCUAAAUUCCCCAUUAUACAGAUCUUGCAAGGACGAAGAAGAUGGAAGAUGAUGGAUGGUCUCUGCCAGCGGCCAUCGGCAGGGUGGUGGGGAAGCUGCGUUUCUAUCUGGGAAACAGCAGAGACUCAAACAAGUUUAAAGGCACCAUGAAGAUGCUCGAUUUGUUGGAGGAGAAGCUCAAGCUCCUCCACGAGGAGAACUUGCAGCGCGUCAGUGUCGACAGAGAGGACGAGAUGGAAGCAUGGCUGAGUCAGGUGAAGGAGGCUGCAGACGACGCUGAGGAGCUGGUCAAGGACAUGGAGGCUGAGCUGGAGACCGGUGAGUCUGCAGUUCCUGAUGUCAUUACUUGGUUCCAUUCUGAUAGCAGUUGCCUCCUCAGAAUGAAAUACACCAUCGGUAGACUUGUUAGCAUGUGCACUGAAGGUGAAUCAAUUCUUGGUUUGCCAAACAUGGAUGAGGAUCGCAGGGAAGCCAUGCGAAAUGAUAGCACUUCUUUGUCCCCUGAGCAUGCCUAUGUUGUUGGUCGAGAAAAGGAAAUAGCUUUGAUAUUGGAAAUGAUACUAGAUGAGGUCCGUUUCAAGGCGGCACCGUCGAUUGAAAGCUGGGAAAGUGCUGAGAGCUUGCAAGUUUCUCAGAAAGGACGGAUCAUCGAGACACUCCGGAACGUAGAUCUGUCUAUGCAGAGACAGGAAGAUGCAGAAGUAGCACCAGACCAGAAAGAAAUGGGCAGCAGUGUAGAAUACAGCCGGGUGGGCAAUGAUAGUGAAAUGUGGAACCCUGCAAUCAUUCCGAUAGUUGGAAUGGGUGGAGUGGGUAAAACAACUCUUGCUCAGUUAAUUUUCGAUGAUGAAAGAAUCCAGAAGCACUUCCAGGGUCAAUCUGCAUGGGUCUAUUUCACCGACAACAUCAGAAAAGAAGAAUUGAUGACACAGAUCUUGGUAUCGUUGCAACCGCAACAAAAGAUUCUGGCUGAUGUGCUUGAUCUGAAAAGGCUCCAUUUUGAACUUCAGAGUUUCAUAGAAGGAAAGAGGUUUUUGCUUGUAUUUGAUGGCGUAUCUGAUGAGAUACGCGCAAUGUGGAGUGAAUUAAGGAGUGUACUAAGGAAAGGAGCACCUGGAAGUGUUGUCUUGGUGACAACCCAAAUUUAUGGUGUGGCCAGCUUUAUGGGGACUACAACGCCAAUAUUUCUGUGUCCCCUGCAGCACGAUGACUUGUGGAAAGUUUUUAAGCAUCAUGCAUUUGCCAGUAAUCAAAAUACAGAAGUUCUGGAGUCAAUUGGUAGAAAAAUAGCAGACAAAUUACAUGGAUUUCCUUUAGCAGCAACAAUGGUUGGGGCAUCAUUGAGAAAUUAUUUAGAUGGAAUGCUUUGGGAUAGAUUCUUAAAAAGUUGGUGGUGGAACGUUUCAAGUAACAGUUUGGGCGUCCACAUUGCAGCUUCUCUCAGAGUUUGUUAUUGUGAAUUACCUGCAUAUUUGAGGCAGUGCCUGGUGUAUUGUUCAAUAUUUCCUAGAAAUUAUGUAUUUGGAAAAUAUGAGUUGAUCCAGAUGUGGAUAGCUAAUGGUUUUAUUGAACUGAACAACCCUGCUGGUUCUAGAAGUUUGGAGGAGGUAGCUGCUGAAUGGUUCAAUGAACUUGUCAAUAGGUGCUUCUUGCAACCGACAAUUUGGAAAGUUCGGUAUGUUAUGCAUGAUUUGGUCAGGGAUUUUGCAAUUGCCUUAACUUCUAAUGAACAUUGUGGUGUUGAUUGUAAACUGGUAGAUCUUCCACCAAAUGUCCGUCAUUUAUCCGUAGACAUGGAUAAUAUGAAUGUGCCAUGGGCUGACUAUAACAUUAAAAGAUUGCGGUCACUAAUAUUAUUCGGUGGUGAAGGUUACAGAACUGUAGAUAACGUUUUGGAGUGGCCUGAUGACACUGUUGAUAGCACUUCUGAGAUAUCUUAUGAUAAUGUUGAUAGCUCUUCAGAGAUAUCUUAUGACACUGUUGAUACCAUUUCUGAGUGGUCUUCUGACACAAUUGAUAUUGACCGUGCUGAUUUCAUUUUGAGAUCUUGUGAGAAUGUUGGCAUCAUUUUAACGACAUCAACAAGCCUGCGCUUAUUGAACUUGUCUAACAUGAGGGCCAGUGCUGCAGAGGCAUGCAUUGGUGAUCGUCUCCUUGAUGAAGAUCAUAUUGCUUUGUUUGUGAAGUUCAUUACGAGACACCAGAUGCUGCCACGUUUGACUCACCUCAGAUACUUAGAUUUUUCAUACAGUGGCAUCACAGAACUGCCUGAUUCAUUAUGUAGCUUGUGCAAUCUCCAGGUUCUUGGCUUGCGAGGUUGUAGAUUCACACAGUUACCAAGAAGCAUGAGCUCACUAAUUAGCCUACGGCACUUACAUGCAGAUGCAGAUACAAUUGCUCUAAUUCAUGGCAUUGGAGCGCUAACAAAGCUUCAAGAAUUACACGAAUUCUGUGUUAAAGCUGAGGAUGGCCACAGAAUAACUGAGUUAAGGGACAUGAGGUACAUUCAAGGUCCCCUUUGUAUAUCAGACCUUCAGAAGGUGGUCCAUCAAGCAGAGGCAAUUCAAGCUAACUUAUUCAGAAAGGAGUAUGUUACUUGUUUAGAUCUAAAAUGGGACAGAAAUCAGUCUCCGAGUGGUAAAUAUAACCCAUACAGAAAGGAGUUGAAACAAUAUGAUAGAGGUCAAAAAGUGCCACUCCAUGCUAGCUUACUUGAGGGAUACUAUCUGCCUUCUUAUAUGUCAGGAUUAAUUGUAAAUUCAUCAGAGGUAACUACACCUGGUCUAGCCAUGGAGAUACUAGAGUGUUUAUAUCCACCUAGGAAUCUGCAAAAGCUGAAAUUUCUUGGUUACCCAGGGUUUGCUUUUCCAGAUUGGGUGGGGCAACUCCGGUAUAUACAAGUUAUUGAGAUAAGACAAUGCACAGAACUGCAGGUACUUCCGCCUAUUGGACAGCUUGAGCAUCUCAGGAAACUGAAGUUAUAUGAGUUGCCUCUCAUAAAAGAUGUCAGUUCUGAUGUCUAUGGAACCUCAAAUGUGGUCUUUGGAUCUUUGGAGGUGCUUAGUUUUGAAUCCAUGGUGAAAUGGGAAAAUUGGGCAGAUGCAGGGAGCAGAAAAUUCUUUCCAAACCUGCAAAAGCUUCAGAUUAAUAGGUGUUACAACUUAAAAGAACUACCUUUUAUGGCCUUAGGUGCAGCUAUCAAAGUACUCUCACUUUCGGGUUGUGGUUCCUAUUCUGGUACCGUCUCAAGCUAUUUGCAUAGACUAACUUGUCUCACCCAUUUAAAGGUGAAUGAUUGCUCACAUAAGUUUGUCCUUCCAUGUCAACAACUGGUAGCGCUGGAAUAUUUGCACCUUUCAAAUUGUAAUGCGCUCUGCUUUGAGGGCGGAAUUCUUUGUCUCAACAACUUGAAAAAUCUGCAUAUUUCCAGCUGCCGUAUAAUCACAUCAUCAUUAGAUGGAGAGACGAAUCACAUGCUCUCCAAUCAGGCAUUAAGGUUACGAGAAGAGGAAACACUUGCUCAUAAAACCACCAGUCUACAGUUAGUCAAAGAGGUGGGCGGAAAACAGAGAGAGAUCCACCUUCCUGGUUCUCCUGCAGAUGGAUUAACCAAAGAGUCAGGCAAAAAAAGGAAAGAGAUCAGCGAACGUGCUUCUAUAGCUGGACUUUAUGGAACUACAAAGGUUAUUACUAGAGAGUCACCCCAGAAAGACGAAGGCAUUCAUGUUAUGCAGUCUCUCACUGACCUUACAAUGGAUAACCUAUCCCUGUCUCUAAAUCUUGAUAAUAUUCUUUCCAAGCUUUCAGCACUUCGAACUCUAUGUCUUUACAAGCUUCAUAAAAUAUCGGUUCUUCAAGAACAGUGGCUUGAGCAAAUUAAGUCCCUACAAGAGCUGGAAUUUUCUUGUUGCUACUUUCUAAGGAAGCUGCCUUCAAACUUGUUCACUCUGUCGUCCGUGAAGAAGUUGAGUCUGCAGUCAUGUUCCCGAAUUCACUCACUACCAUCAAAAGGCCUACCAGGUAACCUGAAGGAGUUACAUAUAUUGGGCUGCUCACCUAUACUGCAGGCAAGAUGCCAGAAGGGAGAUGGAGAGACAUGGGCGAAGAAGAAGGUAGGGGAAUGGCCGAAAGGGACAAUAAUUGAACAUCGACAGGAGGAAUUAAAUGAGUUCUGGCAAGGGUGGCUGAAGUACGAAAAAGAGUGGGUGCAGUGUGACGAAGAGCAGCUGAAGAAUAAGGGAGAGUGGUUGAAGAAUGAAGAAGAGGACUGGCUGAAGAAUAGUGCAGAGGAGCUGGAAAAUAAUGAAGAUGUGCGGAUCAAGCCUACAGGAGAAGACUGGCCAAAGAUUGCUCACAUUCCUUAUAUCCGCGUGAAUGGAGAUAUCAUACAGAAUCUUUAUCUCUGAAGCUGCAGCUCCACAAAAGCUGUGUAAAGGUAUAUUUGUUUCUUCCAAGAAGUGACAACUUUUAGGGAACUCAGGAACUGUACCAUAAGACACUCCGUGUCUGCUGUGCAGCCGUGGAACCAACUGAAGUCACGCAUGGUCUGGAGUCUAGUCUGGUGCACUUCGCUUCAGACAACACCGUAGCCGGCAGUUUGGCGGCUCAGUCUCCUCAGCAGACUGUCAGGUAUGCAUCGCAUGUAUAUAACAUUACUUCGCGUUCUUAAGCCCGGAGAGCCUAUACAUCUAGCAACCUCCUGCUGCUGAUGGCCAUAGCAGGACUUUCUCCUCUUUCUGCCAGAAGACAGCUAGCCGUGGAAGUUGGAACCGAUGGAGAACACCAUUGUACAUUGCAGCAGUGUUAAGCGCAUUGUGCUGAACGGAUGCAGCGGCUUCAGGAUUCAGAGUCACACACAUGAUGCUCAUGUGCUGGAUCCUGUGGAUCCAGAGAAGCAGCAUGAUUUUCGGUGACAAGGACCGAGGAGAGCUGCGUGCAAGGCUUUGAAGCCAGAAUAACUUGCCCAAGAAAAACGUGAGGCGGCCGGGUGCAGCCGUAAAGCGGAUUAUGUAAUGUGAUGUGAAGACGGGAAUAAGACCAUCUUCAAUGGUUUCAUGGUUUUCCUUCAGGAUCUAGAAUUUUUUCAUAAAGGGAUUUUUGUUUUU